UAGAGCAAAAGCAAGAAAGAUUUAGAGCACCGACAGGAAGUAAAGGAAGCAACAGCAGGAAUGGAGGAAGGCUGGAGCGUUGGAAGUCAGGACUCAAAGAUGGUGUGCAAAUGGAGUGUUCAAUGUAAUGUUAUCGUUUUUAAUUGACUAAGAGUGUAAAUUUGCCAAAUACAAUCUAUCGAGCCUGCCUCAGUCUUCUCAAUUGGUGUCGCUGCCUCCACACAGGAUGAAGAUACCAUGGCCUCGGGAGUUUGAAGACGGAGAUGUAAGGAGCUUCUUGAAGGAGUUCGAGGCUGUGGCGGAGCUGGUCGGAGUCAAGGAACGGAAGGCGAAGGCGGUGGUGCUGGGGACUCUACUAAGAGGCAGGGCGAGAGCGGUGUACGAUAGUGUGGAGGACGCUGACUGGAAGGCGGUGACGGAAAGGCUGCUGUUGGAGUUCGACAGCCCGGCGGAUAGGCAGGACGCGCUGCAGAAGUUCCGAGAGGCGCGGCUGUCGGUGGACGGCGACCCACUCGUGCUGGCCGUGGAGUUGACAAGAUUGCUGCGCCGGGGUCUGCCGAAUUUGGAUGAGGAGUCGCAGGCACAGCUGCUAGCCUCGCAAUUCAUUGAAAGUGUGCCUGCAGAGAUUGGCCAACAGUUGAGACUGGUGAACGCGGCACAACCAAUGGACGUCACCGAGCUGGCGAAAGUAACAAGACAACUGAUGAACUCAACAGUCGCCUCGGUGGCGUGUGAGAGACAGGCUGAUGAUGUCGUGAAGAAGAUAGAAGAAUUACAACGAGAGGUGGCAGCGUUACGAAUAAAGGGUGAAAGAAAUAAUAAAUGCUACAUUUGCGGAGGAACCGGACAUUGGAAGAGGAAUUGCCCAACAAGACGAAGACGUAAAUAUUUUAGACCAUACACAAGUUGUUCUUUAUGUCUUUCGAAACUGGGGGUUUCGGCAUUAGUAGAUAAGGGGGCGGUCUAUGCGAGAGUAGGGAUAAACGAGCGAGAGGUAGUUUGCCUGAUUGAUACAGGGGCGGCAGUUUCGUUAAUAGACAAAGAGCGG
Messenger RNA from Schistosoma turkestanicum, 1048 nucleotides. The record is from the annotation of a GenBank genome assembly. Lineage: Eukaryota; Metazoa; Platyhelminthes; Trematoda; Strigeidida; Schistosomatidae.